Vitrella brassicaformis is the source of this 3475-nucleotide messenger RNA. Lineage: Eukaryota; Vitrellaceae. The record is from the annotation of a GenBank genome assembly.
CGCAUCGGGGCCGUCUGAUAAAUCGAUCUCUCACGCACACGCACACACACGACACCACAGACAGGCAGUGUGCUGAGCAACCAGCACCACUUGCUGAAGCAGACAGACAGAUGGACAGAAAGGAAGGCCUCUUGCCCUUCGCCAACACGGUGACGCGCACACGCAAAGGCGACUGACGGACGGAUGAAACCACACACGUGGGAAGCGACGAGCACGACCCAAGCCGCACCGCUGGCUGGCUGACGAAACACAUGGAGAACAUGCUACCUUAGGAGACAUGACAUGCAGCAUUGCCCCGAAACAAAGUAGCUGCACGUCGCACGAAAACACCCAUGGACGUACUAAAACAAGACACGUAUCAUCCAAUUCACUCAUGUGACUGACAAAAUUGAUAGAUCUGCCCUGCCCUCCCUGUCCCCCUACACGCCACGCCCUACACGCCACAUCACCCGGCAACCCACUAGACCAUCUCUCUCCUGUCAUAUCGGAGCAUGCGAUCCCUCCCCCCCUCCCCCCUCUGUGUGUCCUCUUCUAGGUCGGCUGUUCCGUCCUGAGGCUGUCUUCUUGCUGUGUCUCAGGGACCCCCAUAGAGCAUGGCGGCUUCUCACAUUCGGUCUCGUCGGUGACUAUGGGGUCGUCACGUGCUUGGGCGAUAAUGGUCGUGUCGUUGCCGGCGGCGCCAUCCGCCAGCUUGGCCAUCAGACCCGCAAAGCGCCCCAUGGCCAUGACAGUCGACGCCGGGUUCAUCCGACCCACCUGUGACACCAUACCAGCCAGGGAGAUGGGGAGAAGGUGCACUCAUUCACCCACCAAACCUGUGGAAUGCAUCCGGCGUCGACAAUGUAGAGCUGUUCGAUGCCGAUGAGCUUGAAGGCGGCGUCCACCACUGUGCCGAUGGACGUCGAGCCUACGUGGUGCCAUAUCGACGUCCCAUGGCUCUCCACGUACUUUCUGAUGCCCUCAGCACAAUCGCCUGGAGGACACACGCACACACAGAGACACACACACAUCGACAUCGACACAGACACAUACGCACAGACAGGUGUCUCUCGUUUCCCUCACCGCGUGGAACGAUCGGCAGAGGAUCGGGCAAAGGUAGAAGCUCUCUUUGCUGAGGGCCAGUGGAGUUGUCGGUGCUGUUGGUCCGCAUCCGGCGUGUCUGUGCCUCCUCCUUGGCUGCGAGUGUCGCGUUGACGCCGGCGAUAAAGCGGGCGUCCUCAGCGCUGAUGUACCCCUGUAUGGCAGCAACCUCCUCAUCCUGACAACAAACAAAGACACCAUCCACACCCCUCCACACACAAACACACAUGUGAUUGUCGCAGGUCGUUGAGCUGACCAUUUGCUGGACGGAGAUGGUAGGGUUGUUCUCCCGCGCGGCAUCGAUGAUGUCGGGCUCCUCGAGCAGGAACUUGAAGACCGACAGGAUGGUGCCCGUGCAGCUGUCCUUGCCGUACUCCUCAAGGAUGCCAUCGAAGCCGCCCUGGUCCAAAAUCUGCACAUCACGUGGCGGUGGGUGCCAGGCGCACACGUGAUCGGCGUCUGCGUGUGUGGCUCUCCUCCCACCGUACCUUGAGGAUGUCUCAGAUGCCCUGCUCCGAGUCCAUUCUGUCAUACUCAUCCUGGUAGUAGUUGGGAAUCAAGAACGGCUUGCCUGCACAUACAGAAAAAGACACACGGACAGACACACACAGGCACCUACACCCGAGGCAUCAGAAUGUGUGUUGUGAUCUGGUUACCAUCCUUAAUCGUGAUUUCGCCCCUGGACCGCACGAUGACGAGAAGGUGAACGGGGCCGCCACACGCCUGCACACACACACACACUUUCUCUUCAUUCACAUGUGUGUGUGUGGUGGGUGGUGCAUCGACUGACUUUAGGCAGUCGACGGCAUCCUCGACGUAGCCGCGAACGAGAGGCAGGUUGCAGAGGAGGGCGACGAAGCCGGGCGGGCUGUCCUCGACGCAAGACAAGAAAAUGUCACGCACGAGCAGCAACACCCUGACAGGCGCACAGCCACACACACAGACACUCAUGGUGGGUGAGUGUUUGUGUUGAGCUUUGUAUGGAUGGCUGACUUGUUGCUCCUGAAAGACGGUGGGAUGAUGAACAGAGUGCCCAGCGUCGCACCGUAGGGCGAAUUGGCCCCCGAAAUCUCCUCAAGGGUCGACAGCCGACAAUCCUUCACCUUAUCAGUGAAGUCGCGGAACCUCCACACACACGCACACGGAACACGCGUGUGGACGUCGCUUCCUCCCUCUCCCUCUUGUGUGUCGGCUGCGGUGCACUCAAUCGUCAAAUCCGUCGCAUGAAGUGCCGGUCUUGUGCCAGCCGAUGGUCUGACACACCGUCCCCACUGUGGUCGUGGGCGGCACCUCCGCAGGCAGCGACCUCACCGGCUCCCCCGCCAUCUCCUUCUUGAAGAAGCACCCCACAGGCGUGAACAAGCGGUCGUGGUAGUUCUGGCCGACCUCGGGGAUCUCCUUUAGCAGCGUCGCGCCGACCGCUUCCACCAAAGCCGCUGGACCGAUGUCCGAUUUCCAGAGGAUGUAUGGCGUAUAGACGGCCCCCAGAGACAUGGAGAUGCGCCCGCCCUCCUUGACACAGGCGAUCUGCUCCUCGCCGGAGAAGAGGCCUCCAUCCUCCUCUCGGUACACGACGCAGGUGUGGCGGUGAGCGGCUCGGUCUCCGUGAAGGCGAUCUUCUCCACGAGAUGGUUGACGAGUAUGGUGAGGGUCUCCGGCUUGUCAUCCAGACAGAAGCUGUCGGCGGCCUUGCGGACCCUGUCGUUGGACGGGCCGUCGUUGUCGAAGAUCGUGAAGCCGCGCCAGCUGCCGUCCUUGAGCUCAGAACUGUCCCCAUUGAAGGGCUCGUACACCUGGCUCACACCCCUGCACACACCGCACAGGUGGCUCAGGCCAUUUCUGCGCACGUGUGCGUGUGUGCGUGUGUGUACGUGUCCACCUGGUGAUGGCCGCGCCGUACUCUUCGGUGAGAUAAGCCGGCUGGCUGACUCUCUCCUUCACCCAAUCGUAUGCCUCGCGGAAGAGAUCAAACUCCCACUCGACGCCAUAAUCGGCCUUCAAGAAAUCAAAGUAGUCCUUGAGCUCGUCAAUCGAAAUGCCUGCACGCAAACACAUCCCGGGACGGCGGGAGGGAGGGACGGAGGGAGUCGGCCGUUGUCGUCAUUUGCCGUGCGACCUACCGAAGUUAAGACCUGUGCCGCCGCUGAGGAUCUUGGCCACAUGCGUGAUGACCCCCUGCGCGAGAACACACAGACCCAUCACCCACAGUCCCCCCAGUCGCUCCACCCAGGCCACUCACCGGUGUCCUCCCCUCUGUGCAGUGGCUGUCGACGACCACCGCAGCAGCAGGAACAGCAGAGUGACCAGGGAUGCCAUGGACAUCCUCUCUCUUGAGCUGGUAAAAUAGCAGUACGACCCGACUCUGUUGCUCUAGCAGGCGCACUAUUCCCGUCAU